GAGCGGUUUAAUGUCUGCUGUGAGUUCACCCAAAGCGAAACGGCGUCAACUCCUCCGCAGCAGACUGUCCGGACACAAUCCGCGUUCGAGGUUCUUCCAACUCUUUGGAGUGGUUUCUGCACUCCUCUUUUUACAGGGUGCCCCUGUCUCCAGAGUCCCAGCCAGCAGUGCGCUCUUCAGCUCGCCGGCUUUUUGCGCACGGACGUGUCUCCAAAUUCCGCCACUCGUCUUUGCUGCGCUGCGCUCCUUCCACUCAGCUGAGCAUUCCCGACCGUCAACUACAGUCGGCGGUUUCUUUCUUGUUUUGCUCUCUCUAUGACUUAUUUGUUGUUUUACUGAAGAGCAGCGGGGUUUUGGCUCAUGGGCAUUUAGUGUCGUGACAUGCUUUCGGGACCCGGCGCCUUCACAGAGAAAUGGGACUCUCUGCAUUUAUGGUUACAUGAAUGUCAACGCUGCAGGCCAGAUGCCGGUGAUGGAGGAGCUUGUCAGUGAGAGUGACAGCAUGCCAAAGCGGAUAGCACUCAUCUGCUUCCUGUCUCUGGUCAUGCUGAUGAGCGUCUUGGGAAACCUCCUGGUUAUGGUGGCCGUCUGCAAAGACAGACAACUCAGGAAAAUCAAGACCAACUAUUUCAUUGUGUCUCUGGCAUUUGCUGAUUUGCUUGUGUCAGUGCUGGUGAUGCCGUUUGGUGCCAUCGAGCUGGUCCACCAGCACUGGAUCUACGGCGAAACGUUCUGUCUGGUUCGGACGUCGUUGGACGUUCUUCUGACAACCGCGUCUAUUCUCCACCUGUGUUGCAUCGCUCUGGAUAGGUACUACGCUAUCUGCUGCCAGCCACUGGUCUACCGGAACAAAAUGACGCCCAUGCGAGUGGCUUUAAUGAUCGGUGGCUGCUGGGUUAUUCCCACUUUCAUCUCUUUCCUGCCCAUCAUGCAGGGCUGGAACAGCAUCGGUAUUGACCACUUGAUUGAGGAGAGGCGCCACAAUGGAAGCAGCAACUCCACUUCUUGUGUUUUUAUGGUCAACAAGCCAUAUGCCCUCACCUGCUCUUUGGUGGCCUUCUACAUCCCUCUGAUCCUCAUGGUGCUGGCUUACCAGAGGAUCUACAUCACGGCUCGCGCACACGCCCUGCAGAUCAGCAUGCUACAGCGGGCAGGCGGGGCUGGAGCCUGCACUCCUGGCACCUCCAGUGCAAGCCCAGGAGUGGGUGGAACAUCAGAGUCUGCUGACCAUCAACGCAACCACCGUAUGCGAACAGAAACAAAAGCAGCAAAGACUCUAUGCAUCAUUAUGGGAUGUUUCUGCCUCUGUUGGGCACCGUUCUUUGUCACCAAUGUGGUGGACCCAUUUAUAGGCUAUACAGUGCCCGAACAGCUGUGGACCGCCUGCCUGUGGCUGGGUUACAUAAACUCCAUGCUCAACCCCAUUCUCUACGCCUUCCUCAACAAAUCCUUCCGCCGUGCCUUCCUCAUCAUCCUGUGUUGCGGGAGGAAGAGGUAUCGCAGGCCAUCCAUCAUGGCAACAGGCACGACCUGCACAGCCACGCAGAUCAACGGUUCAACACAUGUACUCAAGUAUUCUGUUCUUCACAACGGGAAUCACAAAGAGCAGAAUAAGAAGUCUCUGCACACAAACAUCGGCUCCCGCGAGUCCUGCUUGUGACAAACAGCAACCCCACAGUCACAACUCCAACGGCCUUGGCUCUCACAGUGUCAACGCAGUCCUGAAAGGAACGCAGCAGCCUUCACACACCCAGAGUGGGACUGCAACUCGGACCACAGGAAGGACUGCAGGGAUCCAGAGAAUGAGCGAGGCACUGCCACUGAAUUUACAGCUCAGUCAAAACUUAACCUAAGUUUCUCUGAGGUCUCUUUGUGUGCAGGGUGCUUGAAACCAGCUAAACGUUUCUCUAAUGCUGGGUAAUGUGUUCGUGUUCUCGUCUGCAGGACAGCAGAGCCUGAGCUGGCCCAAUCACACUGUGUUCAUCUUGUGAUGUGCAGAACCAGCAGCUGUGGUGCAGUGUGUGGGAGAAAUUCUCAACUGAUGUUGAUAUUUACUGUGCUGGAGAGUUGUAGAGGUGAACGACAUUGCCAAAGUGAUUUUCAUAUACAUGCAUUGGACUUGUUUCUGAUUAUUUUAUGAUGCUCCCUGUUGUUUUCUAGUGACAGAAAAACGUUACUUUAGAUUUUUAAAGGUUGUUCUUUGGUAUUUAACUGUGUAGGUUGGGAGAAAUUAGCUUCAGAAGCAAGAAGAGAUAAGCCCAAAACAUUUUUUUUUUGUCUUUGCUGAACAUUACUUAGACAUCACAUGUGUUUUCCUUUCCGGGAGCAAAACAGUUUUUCUCUGAGGUCAAAGCUUCCAAGCUCUGUUAAAUCCUCACCAAGAUAAAAGGAAAACAGGGAUUCCAAGGCUGAAUUAAAUCCUUGAUCUAAACUGUCCAAGUGCAUUAUUAUGAAGACUCCUAGCACUCCUGAGUUUAUCACUCCCCAAGCUCAUCUGAAUGUUUUAAGUUUCACUGCAAAAAGUUAAGAGGACCAUGACCUAUGGAAGCUGCUUAUGAAUGAUUCAACAGAUUUCUGAAUGAUGUUAGAGCACUGUGUGCUUGUUCUUAUGUGAUUCCAUUUCAAAUUUUUUUUUUUUUUUUUUUUUUGCUGGUUUGUUUAUCUCUUGAGAUGCUUCCAAGUGGAUUUCAGGUGUGUGUGUAUACACCUCCUAUAAUGUGAUUCAUGUGUAUGAAUGAGAUUUGUUUUUUUCAUCCUCCAACAAUGCUUUGCUCCUUCUAGAUGCACCAUGUACUCCCCUGGAUCUGUGCUCACCUUGGAGGUUAAGAUAAAGAAUGUACUGGAGGAUUUUCAGUGUGUUUUAUUCAAGGAAACGUAACACUAAAGCAAAAUGUUUUCUUGUACUCAUAAUACAAACUUGUUCUUUUUUAAA
This is a messenger RNA of Poeciliopsis prolifica (blackstripe livebearer), 2932 nucleotides long. It is a transcript of the gene htr4, whose product is annotated as 5-hydroxytryptamine receptor 4. Gene Ontology annotation, cellular component: plasma membrane. The record is from RefSeq and is a predicted model, not a curated record. The coding region runs from base 440 to 1660 and encodes 406 amino acids. Gene Ontology annotation, biological process: regulation of appetite; chemical synaptic transmission; adenylate cyclase-activating adrenergic receptor signaling pathway. The transcript has 7 exons. Lineage: Eukaryota; Metazoa; Chordata; Actinopteri; Cyprinodontiformes; Poeciliidae. Gene Ontology annotation, molecular function: G protein-coupled serotonin receptor activity.